Annulohypoxylon truncatum is the source of this 2118-nucleotide messenger RNA. Its product is annotated as MFS general substrate transporter. Gene Ontology annotation, molecular function: transmembrane transporter activity. Bases 1 to 1737 code for a protein of 578 amino acids. Gene Ontology annotation, biological process: transmembrane transport. The record is from RefSeq and is a predicted model, not a curated record. The transcript has 7 exons. Lineage: Eukaryota; Fungi; Ascomycota; Sordariomycetes; Xylariales; Hypoxylaceae.
AUGUCUUCUGAGACCGAAAAGCCUUCGAUGGGGUUAGUUGAUGACCAAAAACCAGCUGUGAGCCAUAAGGAAGCCCUCGAGGCCGUGCCGAUCGAACAAGAGGCGACCCAAGAUGUUUAUCACAUCCAUCUCAGUUGGAGAUCGUGGCUGGUAGUGUUCAUAACCUGCUUCGCCAUCAUGGCUCAGGUGUUCGUAGUAGUGGCUGCGGGUUCGGUUAUAGCAUUCAUCAUUCGCGACCUCGGAGAGGCCUCGAUAGCUGGUUGGGUCAUCCAGGGCCCUUUACUCAUGCAGUCUGUACUAUCGCCGAUAGUUGGUCGCCUAUCCGAUGUGUUAGAUAGGAAAUUCCUUGCCACGGUGCCACCCUUGAUUGCCUUUGUAGGUGCCGUCGUAUCUGCUAAGGCGACGUCAAUGGGUAUGCUCAUAGGUGGCGGGAUUCUUAUCGGUGUUACGUUGUCUACAAUCUCCAUCGUCCAGGCAAUUCCCGCCGAGAUCCUGCCAUUGAAAUAUCGCGCCCUUGCCAAUGGCUUCGCGUUUAUUGGAGGUUCCCUGGGUGGACUGAUCGGGUCCCUCGGCGGCGGCGCGGUCACUAACGUUAAUGUUGGCGGAUGGCGAUACAUCUUCUGGAUGCAAGCCGCUUUCCAUGGGAUCACCUCGGUAGGGCUCUUCUGCUUCUACUGGCCGCCCAAACAUGUUGAAUAUCCAAAAAUGACUUUGCGGGACUACAUAUGGGCUUGCGAUCCUAUCGGCUCUACACUAUUCGUCGGCAGUGCAACGCUGAUGCUCCUUGCGCUUGAUUGGGCUGGAGGGGCAUACAGCUGGUCGAGCCCUCACGUCGCCGUACCGCUCAGUUUAGGUUUGGUGAUGUUGAGCGGUUUUGCUCUUUACGAAUGGAGGGGACGACCUGACGGUCUAGUUGCACAUGUCUUCUUCCGGCAGAACGCCAAUUUUGCAUACUCCAUCUUCUCAUUCGCAGUUGAGGGUUGGAUCUUCUAUAGCGCCGUCAACUCAGUCGUACCACAGAUCGUGCUCAAUCUGGGAUUUGAGAGCGACGCAUGGCUUAUCUCGGUUCGCCAGUUGAGUUACCAGCUUCCCGUCUUAUUCGCCUCCAUUCCAAUUACUUGGUACGCGACUCGAUACAAAGAUCUGCAAAUACCCUUGCUCAUCACCUUUACCAUUUUUUUAGUCGUAACCAUUUGCUACGCAACCAUCCAACCAUCGUGGAGCUCCCCGCAAAUUGGCCUAAACGUGCUAGCAGGCAUCGGCCAGGCAGGACCGCUCACGCUCCUCGUCGCAUGCAUCCAAUUUACAGCGCCGCACGCUUUCCUGUCAACCGCAACAGGUCUCGCAUUUUCCGCCCGCGCCAUCGGUGGCGCCUUCGGCUCGGCUGUCUUGAACGCGAUUAUAAACGGUCGGCUAGCUAGCCAUUACGCAGCAGGCGUCGGUAACGCGGCCACCGACGCGGGUUUGCCGGAGAGCAGUGUACCCGCGCUAAUAGAAGCUCUGGAUGCUGGACAGAUAGGGUCGGGGGUUGACGCCGCUACUCCUGCGGUUUGGACAGCGGCUGUUGAUGCUAGUAGAUGGGAGUACGCUCACGCGUAUAGGUUAGCUUGGGCAAGUGUCAUCCCGUUCGUCGUGUUAGCCAUCAUCGCCGUCGCACUAUUGAAGGGAGUCAAAGAUUUAAUGACAGAGAAGGUCGAGGCUACCGUGGAACAUGUCAAACACGACGAAAGCGCGUGAAUACACGAUUUGAAGGCGUACAUGGUCGAACAUAUAUAUUAAGGAUGAACCGGAGCACACCAGGUUUGAGGUUAUCUAAUUUUACCGAUUCAUGCACGACCUUGGAUCGUCGUUUGUCAGUGGCACUGCCUUGGUAUCAGAUAUGUUCGUGAUUGCGGUUCGUCUUAUGCUAGAAAUGUGUUAUUUAACACCCUAGACAUUCGGAUGUUAGUGCCACGUCGUGGCUGGCCUUGGCAAUUCUCUCAGGCCAUCUUUUUCUAAACCAGAUAGGAUAUCGUAAAGGGAAUAGGUCAGAUGCAAAGAUAGCGCCCUUCAAAAAGCAUGGAAGCUCGGUUUAAACUACCUGUUUUGAUAGGUAGAUAACUAAGCAAACGUUGAUGA